UUCGCCACUAAGUACUCUGUUUUCUCUUUCAAACACGGCUCACUAACACCAAAAAAGGCCCAUUCUGUAACUGAAACAGAGUACUCUAUUUUUUCUUUCUUUUGUUUUGUCUCUUUCCUGUUUCCUUCCCUCCUCCUCCUCCUCUUGCUUCCCCAAUGGCGUCCAAGCCUAACUCCCAGAAGUAUCCCGACGCCGAGAAGGCCUCCAACGGUGACGCCUCCGACGAGCGUUGUCCCGUGGAGGAGGUGGCUCUGGUGGUGCCGGAGACCGACGACCCUUCUCUUCCGGUCAUGACUUUCAGGGCCUGGUUUCUGGGUAUUACCUCCUGCGUUCUCCUCAUCUUCCUCAAUACAUUCUUCACCUUCCGUACUCAGCCCCUCACAAUCUCCGCCAUUCUCAUGCAAAUCGCCGUCCUCCCCAUCGGAAAGUUCAUGGCCUCCGUUCUUCCGACCAAGGAGUACAGCUUGCUCGGCUGGAGAUUCAGUUUGAAUCCAGGGCCUUUCAACAUCAAAGAGCAUGUGAUUAUCACUAUCUUUGCUAACUGUGGUGUCUCCUUCGGAGGAGGGGAUGCUUACUCCAUCGGAGCCAUUACUGUCAUGAAAGCUUAUUAUAAACAGACCAUCAGCUUCCUCUGUGCUCUUCUCAUCGUCUUGACCACCCAGGUUGGAUCUCUCGGUCUUGGGAUAUAUGGCUGGGCUGGGAUUCUGAGGAGGUACCUGGUUGAUCCUGUAGAAAUGUGGUGGCCAUCAAACCUUGCUCAAGUCUCUCUAUUUAGGGCACUCCAUGAAAAAGAGAAUAAGACAAAAGGCUUUACAAGGAUGCAGUUUUUCCUCAUAGCCAUGGGAGCAAGCUUUUUGUACUAUGCCCUCCCAGGCUAUCUCUUCACAAUCUUAACCUUCUUCUCCUGGGUCUGCUGGGCCUGGCCCCACAACAUUACGGCCCAUCAAGUGGGCUCGGGCUACCAUGGGCUGGGUGUUGGGGCCUUCACGUUUGACUGGGCCGGGAUUUCUGCCUACCAUGGAAGCCCCCUUGUCGCUCCCUGGUCUUCCAUUGUUAAUGUUGGGAUAGGCUUCAUCAUGUUCAUCUACAUCAUUGUUCCUGUGUGUUACUGGAAGUUCAACACCUUUGAUGCUAGGAAAUUCCCAAUAUUCUCAAACCAGUUGUUCAAAUCUGAUGGACUCAAGUAUGAUACCACAAAGAUCUUGACCCCUAAUUUCGAUCUCGACAUUGAAGCUUACAACAAAUACGGCAAGCUCUACCUUAGUCCUUUUGCACUGUCUAUCGGAUCCGGUUUUGCAAGAUUCACAGCAACUCUCACUCAUGUUGCACUCUUUCACGCACGUGACAUAUGGAGACAAAGUAGGUCAGCAGUGAGUAAUGUGAAGGUGGACGUGCACGCAAGGCUGAUGAGAGCAUACAAACAAGUGCCUCAGUGGUGGUUCCUCGUAUUGCUGCUUGGCAGCAUUGUUCUGUCCCUUGUCAUGUCUUUCGUGUGGAAAAAGGAUGUCCAACUUCCAUGGUGGGGGAUGCUCUUUGCUUUUGGUUUGGCCUUCAUUGUCACCCUCCCUAUUGGUGUUAUUCAAGCCACCACCAACCAGCAACCAGGAUAUGACAUAAUAGCACAGUUCAUGAUUGGGUAUGUGCUUCCUGGGAAACCAAUUGCAAACUUGCUCUUCAAAAUCUAUGGCAGAAUCAGCACCGUGCAUGCUCUCUCCUUCUUGUCAGACCUCAAACUCGGACACUACAUGAAAAUCCCUCCACGCUCCAUGUAUGUGGCUCAGUUGGUGGGUACUCUGGUUUCAGCGAUAGUGAAUCUAGCAGUUGCAUGGUGGAUGUUAGACGGCAUUCAAGAUAUAUGCAUGGACGACAAGGCUCACCACGACAGUCCCUGGACAUGUCCCAAGUACAGAGUCACCUUCGACGCCUCCGUCAUAUGGGGUCUCAUCGGACCGAGGAGGCUGUUUGGUCCCGGCGGCAUGUACCGGAAUCUGGUUUGGCUAUUCCUCAUUGGAGCAGUCCUACCUGCGGUCUGGGUUCUGAGCAAAAUCUACCCCGACAAGAAAUGGAUCCCUCUCAUCAACAUCCCCGUCAUAUCAUACGGCUUCGCUGGGAUGCCGCCGGCCACCCCCACCAACAUCGCCAGCUGGCUCCUCACCGGAAUGAUCUUCAACUUCUUCGUGUUCCGGUACCACAAACGGUGGUGGCAGAAGUACAACUACGUGCUGUCAGCGGCGCUGGACGCAGGCACGGCGUUCAUGGGGGUGCUGAUAUUCUUCGCGUUGCAAAACGCCGGCCAUAACUUGAAGUGGUGGGGCAGUGACGUGGAUCACUGUCCAUUGGCUUCUUGUCCGACAGCUCCGGGAAUUAAAGUGGAAGGUUGCCCAGUUUUUUGAGUAGGUUCUGUAGUGGUGGGGUGAAAGAAUGUCAGGUACACAAGAUGGAUUCUGAAUGUAGCCCAUCAAAGUCAAGUUCUUUAUGACUUGCCGUGAUUGUGUGUUGUGAAUGAUUUUCGUAGAAAAUUUAAUAAUAUAUAUUUGAUCUUAA
This is a messenger RNA of Prosopis cineraria, 2544 nucleotides long. RefSeq names its product oligopeptide transporter 3. Gene Ontology annotation, molecular function: oligopeptide transmembrane transporter activity. Lineage: Eukaryota; Viridiplantae; Streptophyta; Magnoliopsida; Fabales; Fabaceae. Gene Ontology annotation, biological process: transmembrane transport. The record is from RefSeq and is a predicted model, not a curated record.